Poeciliopsis prolifica (blackstripe livebearer) is the source of this 1242-nucleotide messenger RNA. It is a transcript of the gene vhl, whose product is annotated as von Hippel-Lindau tumor suppressor. Lineage: Eukaryota; Metazoa; Chordata; Actinopteri; Cyprinodontiformes; Poeciliidae. The transcript has 3 exons. The record is from RefSeq and is a predicted model, not a curated record. Bases 243 to 731 code for a protein of 162 amino acids.
UCUUCCGGAAAAGGAAAAAUAAACAGCGCAGCGGAGCUAAAGGAGCUAGGUGCAGGUUUUCUUCACAAUUUAUCUGAACUUAGUUGCGUCUUAAGUUUAACUAGCAAACUGAACUGGAAAAAGAGCAGUUGUUGCUUAAUUGUUGAUGUUACAUCGAAAGAAAGGGGCCUGUUUGAGUUAGCUCGUCUCUUGUUAGCCGCUCAGCUAAUCUCGCUGCAUUUUGGAGUCGGUGCUCAGGACUAAUGCCUCAGGAGGGAGAGGAAUCUCUUCCCCCGGUUCGCUCUCUGAGCAGCGGGAUUCCUGUUAAUGUUGUCUUCUGUAAUCGCACCAGCCGUGUUGUCCGGCCGCUGUGGAUAAACUACGAAGGCAAACCAACGAGUUACGCCGACAUGCAGCCAUUCUCGGGACGGAGAAUGACAACCUAUGUCGGGCACCCUUGGAUCUUCAGAGAUGCAGCCUCUGAUGAAGCUUUAAAAGUCAACUGCAAAGAGAUGUUUGUUCCCAAACCAUCCGGUGAUGAGGUAAUUCAUGUUAACAUCACUUUAUCAGUUGACAGUCUGAAGGAUCGAGCUCUUUGUGCUGUGCGACGUCUGGUGCGACCAGAGGACUACAGGAAGCUGGAAAUCGCACGAUGCCUUCACGAGGAUCUGGAAAAUCCACCCAACCAUCAGAAAGAUCUCCAGAAUAUUAAUCGGCGGGUAGAGCAGCAUCUACUGGGGGGAGAAAACUGAGGGGCCUCAGUAAAGCGGUGCUCUCUCAAAGACACUAAAGACUGCCAGAGGAGUCCUCGCUGUUGAUUUGCUGUAAAGGAGACUCACUUUGACGUUAUGUCUCAUUUGUCAUAUUUACCCAGCAGAUUUAGCCAAAAUGUCUCCUUCAGGAGAUAAAAAUAAAUGUAGCCUUCAAUUAGAGGGUUUUGUUAUGAAUGUGAAAAGCUGUAUUAGGACCAACAUAUGGGCUUGAAUUGAGUAUAAAUGAAUUUUAAAAAACUAUAUUCAACUUUUGUGAAUUCUUACCUUUCAGAUUAACAACAAAAUCUGAGGAUUUUUGUUAGACCUUUUCUCGCUGCUAACUUAACAUCAGAGAAAACAAAGAUGAAUUCAUCAAGUCUUUAAUUAAAUGUUGCAACAUGAACUUUUCUUUGCCUUCCCACCCAGCAAUCUGUUGCCUUGUUCUGAAUUUACCUGUAGCCACUUUACCUGAACUACUUGUUUUGAGAAUUAAUAAAUAUAAUAUAUAUUU